Molecule: messenger RNA, 2297 nt
Organism: Coccinella septempunctata (seven-spotted ladybird)
Lineage: Eukaryota; Metazoa; Arthropoda; Insecta; Coleoptera; Coccinellidae
Product: ankyrin-3-like
Exons: 3
Coding region: 188-1678 (496 amino acids)
Biological process (GO): regulation of cardiac muscle contraction; protein localization to T-tubule
Cellular component (GO): T-tubule
Molecular function (GO): protein binding
Source: RefSeq, a predicted model, not a curated record
AUAGACGAAAAAAAUUCGCGAAAAUUCGUUUAAUUUCAAUAAUGAAGCAGUUGUGUCACAUAUUGCGACAACACUAGACAUGUGACUUUCACAUUGAUUAUUCAGAUCAGAAUUUCGAUUCUUUGUUGUUAUUUUCAGGUGGGGGUACAGGAUAUAUUUAAGUGGGAGGAAUUUCCCACAAUCCAAGAUGGAAAAUCGGAAUUGGUUAGAAGAAUUUCACAAUUUGAUAAAAAAUGAGGGGUCGCCAGAAGAAGUUGCUUCGGUUAUUCAAAGAAAACCUGCAGAAUUCGAUAUAGACGACAUAGACAAGGGAUGCCUUCAAGAGUGUACAGCUCUGGAGUAUUUAACAAAGCAAUUAAAAAAUGGCGAUAGGGAAAAGAAACUUAUCAAACUUCUUCUUCAAUGUGGAGCAGACCCUUUGAAAAGUCGGCCAGGGAAACAUUACACCCCAGCAUAUCAAGCUUUCUUUUGUUAUGAUGCGAGCGUUAUCAAACAAAUUCUGCAGUACAUCGAAGAUAUCAAUACUCCGUUGGAGACGCAAUAUUAUACUAACGCGUUACAUUUGAGCGUUCUGUUACAAAAAACCCCACUUUUGUCCUACUGUUUAGAAAGACGGGUGGAUAUAGAUAAGCCAAUUCACAAUGGCACUUCAGCUUUGGGUCUGGCGGUCCGUUCUCUACUAAGCGCCAGGGAGAUGGUCAUGAUGCUGCUGAAGAAAGGGGCUAAUGUGAAUCAUAAAAAUAUCGAUGGAUAUACCCCACUACACCUGGCUUUCAAGGGAAAUCCAACCACUGGGGUGAUCGAUUAUCUCUUAGCCUAUAACGCGGAUCUGAACGCGUUGACAUGCAACGGUAAAACGCCACUUUACGUCCUCCUUGGGGCAAAUCCAAACUUGAACUUCGUAAGAAGACUGUUAUCGUGCGGCAGCAAUCCCAAUUUACCUGGACCUUUGGGAGGUAAUUCUUUGCACAUCUUAGUCGCCAAACAAUCGUCAAACACUAGAUCCUUGAAGAUGGCGGAGGUCUUGAUUGAGUAUGGCGCUUCAGUAAAUUUACGAGACGAUGACGGUAACACUCCUCUGCAUCUGGCCGUUUGUGUGAAAUCCGAAAGAUUGACAGAGUUUUUGUUGAAGAAGGGAGCAGAUAUAAACGUCAAGAAUAUUCACGGUCAUGUCGCCAUGUUUUUUGCACAAGAUGCCAUGGCUAACAAUAAAUUAUUAAAGACUCUUGUUAAGUACGCAGUCCUUGAUGCACAUUUAAAACAUACCGAAAUACCCAGUCAUCACGCAGUCAUCAUCGAAUCCUCGGAACAGUUGCAAACCUUGAAGAAGUCAUGUCAAAAGGAACUGGAAAAAAUGGAAAAGUCGAAGAUACCAGGAACGAACAUUUCCCUUUUGAAAUUGCUCACAUCCAAAGUAACAACUAUUGCCAAGUACGCAAGGGAAAAGAAUACGAGAAUAUUCUUACAGAAAUUUCGAACAAUAACACUGAGGAACUAUGGAAACCAAUUGAAACCCCUGAUUAAUUAUGCAUUGAAGAGAAGACAACUGGAAGAUGAAGCUCUCGAUAAUUUCAAAAUCAUUUUCAAUGACCGGCUUACUACUCUUUGUAUGGAACAGUUAGUAGAUUAUCUAAGAGUUGAAGACUUAACCAAGUUCAGGAAAUGUAUGACGGUCUAAUUUCAGUCCUCGAAUUUGACUGUUAAACUAGACAAAAGUCUCAAUGUGCUGCCUGUGUCUUCAGCAAAAGACUUGGUUCCGUUUGUUUGAACUGUCAAGGUCGAUUUAGCUGUUCGAAAUAUGCAUCAAUUACGACUAGCCUCAUUCGUGCAAACACGAAAUUGAAGAAAUUAUUGUUAUUGUUCUGUAGGAACCUUCAGAUUAUCUAGUCUAUAAAAAAAGAGAUACAAAACUAAAGGUAGUAGGAACAAUAAGAAAUUAAAAUUUUGUUCAUUGAAUUCAGUUGACACAGUUAUUUGACCUCUUAUUAGCAUUACUUUUCUAAGUAUAAUAAUUCCAAUAUUUACUCUUUGAGAAGUAAAAAUAUAAUUGUUGUAAAAAUUAUCGAUAACUUCGAUAUGAACUUGUGUUUCAAAUAGAUGAAAUAAAUUUACUAUGGAGCGUUUUUUUAUCCAUAGGAAAUUGUUAUCAAAAUUUAUUGUGUGUCGAGGUUUUUGAUAAGCAUAUUUUAGCAAAACUUGAUUCUUAAGUGUUAUGACUUUUUAUUGUAUAUAAACUAUUGUUCACAGUCUUUAUUAUGUAUAAGUAUACAUUCGAAUAAACGUUAAUGUUGAUGAAA